Menidia menidia (Atlantic silverside) is the source of this 3206-nucleotide messenger RNA. The record is from the annotation of a GenBank genome assembly. NCBI's taxonomy places the organism in Eukaryota, Metazoa, Chordata, Actinopteri, Atheriniformes, Atherinopsidae.
CUGAUGUGGUUAAGUUCCUGCACGCGUUCUACAGUCAUUACGGUAUUUUGCUGCUAAUGCAGUGGAGGCAAAGAGGGUGAGAGAUACAGAGAUAAAGAAGAGAAGGAGGAGGACAGGGGGAGCGCAGACUGCUGCAAACCUCCACUUUAGCAGCAGCCUCGCAACAGAAAAGGCUCAAAACUGUAUCAGCAGUCGCUUCUCUUUUUCGUCCGUCUAAAAGUAGCAUCUACUCAUGAAUUGAUUUAAAAGAAAAAGAGCAGAUUGUUAUACGCCGUACAAUUUCACAUGAAUUAUUAGUGUUCUGUCCUCCUUUCACCAUCAUGUUGAGAAAGAGCUCAGAGCUGCCGAAGGGGGACAGAGAGGGGCUUCUGGAUGUGGACAAUAGGGAAGAAACACAAGCCACAGACGGCUAUGGCAGUCUGCAGAAUGGGGCAUAUAUCCCACCACGAUAUUUUUCAGCUGCUGUUGCCAGUGAAGGUCUGGAUGGUGAUGAUCCAUUUCAUGUUCAAUAUAAUACAACAACCAAUCCAACAGUUCCACAGCUGGGGAACUACUUCAGAGAUGGGAAGACUAAAAUUGAUUUUGUUCUGGCAUGGGAAGUUCGCUCGAGGAGGAAGCAGCGAGGGAGGGGGAAAAGUGAGCAGGGAGAACCCGCUCCCAUCGACGAGAACAGCAGAUCUGAGCGUAGAAAAGCCCAGCUCGCACAGUGGAGGGAGAAGUUUGUCCAGAAUCUGCAAAGUGCAGGGCUGCUCAUGGAAAAGGAGGAAACAGCUAAUGAGAAGAAAACAAUACAUUUUCUUAAACUCAGUGUUCCCUGGGAUGUGUUGGUGUAUUAUGCUGAGGAACUUUCCCUCAGAGCUCCUCUACAGGCACAGCCACAUCUGGACUUGAACACAUCUGCUCUGGUGCUGAGAAGACUAUGCAUACCUAAUUUAUUAGCGGAGUCGGUGCCAAACAGGCCGCUGGACUAUUACACCUGUGCCUUUCGCAAGUCCAAGAUGAACAGAUUUCUUGGAUGUGAAGACCGUGAAAAAUACUUCACCAAUACACAGAGACACUGCGUUGUGCAUGAGAUUCUUGCCGGGACAGUGUACGGCAAAAGAAAGAGGGCUGAGGUUGGUGUUGACAGGCUGGUCAAUGAAGGUGCCUAUACAGCAGCUUUCCCCCUGCACGAGGGUCCUUUUCAGCUUCCAAAUUAUGAGAUCCGUCCAGAUGAGCUCAAUCAGAGGCAAGUUCUGUACUUCUACUGGGCCCGAUGGUGGAAAUGGUACAAGUAUCAACCACUGGACCAUAUCCGGGAGUACUUUGGGGAGAGGAUCGCUCUCUAUUUUGCAUGGCUGGGUUUCUACACGGCUUGGCUUCUGCCAGCGGCUCUGGUCGGAACUCUCGUCUUUGUGUCUGGAGUCAUGUCUAUGGGUACCAACACGCCAGCGAAGGAAAUCUGCGACAGUGGGGCGAAUUAUCUGAUGUGUCCUCUGUGUAAAACGUGCGAGGCCUGGAACAUGUCUGAUAUCUGCACCAUGGCAAAGCUGGGCUACCUGUUUGACCACCCGGGUACGGUGUUCUUCAGCGUAUUCAUGUCCUUCUGGGCUGUAACUUUUCUGGAGUACUGGAAGAGAAAGAUGGCUACACUGGGUCACCACUGGGACUGCAUGGACUUUCAUGAGGAAGAGGAGCGUCCGCGGCCAGAGUUUGCAGCCAUGGCCCCCAGUAUGGAGGAAAAUCCAGUUACCGGGAUCAAAGAACCUUACUUUCCAGAAAAGGCCAGACUGUCCCGCAUGUUCACUGGCUCCAUGGUCAUCGUGCUGAUGCUGUGCGUGGUGAUAAUCUUCCUGGUGACAGUGGUCAUGUGCCGGGGCAUCAUCAGUGUGAUGAUGUAUCACACUGGGAGUCCUGUGCUGCGUACAGAGGCAGGGACCAUAGCCAACAUCUCCAGCAGCAUUGUUAAUCUGGGCCUCAUCCUGCUGAUGGGUCAGGUCUACACCGCAUUAGCUGAGCAGCUCACUAAAUGGGAGAUGCACAGAACCCAAACCCAGUAUGACAAUGCCUUCACCUUCAAAGUCUUCAUUUUCCAGUUUGUCAACUUUUACUCGUCCCCUUUCUAUGUGGCUUUCUUUAAAGGGAGGUUUGUGGGUUACCCUACCAACUACGGAACCUUGUUUGGGAUGAGAAAUGAGGAUUGCGGUCCUGGUGGAUGCCUCAUUGAACUGGCUGAACAGCUCUUCAUCAUUAUGGUUGGAAAGCAGCUCAUCAACAACAUUCAGGAGUUCAUUAUACCUAAAGUGAAGGGCUGGAGACAAAAGAGAACUCUGGCCAGUGUGUUUGGAGGUGAUGCAUCCCACGAGCCCCAGCGGUGGGAAGAAGACUACCAGCUGGUGGAGUGUGGGGGUCUGUUUGAAGAAUACCUUGAAAUGGUGCUCCAGUUUGGGUUCAUCACCAUCUUCGUGGCGGCCUUCCCCCUUGCUCCGCUCUUUGCACUCCUCAACAACUGGGUGGAGAUCCGUCUGGACGCCCACAAGUUUGUGUGCGAGUACCGCCGGCCAGUGGCCGAACGCGCUCAGAACAUCGGCGUCUGGCUCAUCAUACUGGAGGCCCUGUCACAUCUGUCUGUUAUUGCAAAUGCUUUCCUAAUAGCCUUCACAUCAGACUUUUUACCCCGCCUGCUCUACCAGUACAAGUUUGAUAAUGAUCUCCGUGGAUAUGUGAACUUCACCUUAGCCUACGCUCCACUGAACUACACAGAGCAUCCCAUGUGUAGAUACAAAGCAUUCAGGGACAACAACGGAAACUACACUUUGUUCUACUGGGAGCUCCUUGCUGUCCGACUUGGGUUCAUCAUUGCAUUUGAGCAUGUUGUCUUCUUCGUGCUGCGUGUCAUCGACUGGGUGGUGCCUGAUGUCCCAGAGUCCUUGGAGCUGAAGAUCAAGAGGGAGCGCUACCUGGCAAAGCAAGCUCUGGCUGAGAACCAGGAGGCCCUGCUGGUGAGUCGAGGCCGUGGUGCCGCCCCUGCCUCUCCAGGCACCUCCAGCCCAGUGCGUUCCUCUGCCAUGGCCUGCAGGAAGAGUGAGUUCGUACAUGUCAGCGUGCACAGGUAUGCGCUGUGGACACUAGCGGCUUCGCUCACCGAAACCUGGAGCGAGGAGGGAGACGCUUGCAUGCAUGAACUGCAGAGCAACAGGCUCCACUCCAGCCUGGAGGUAACAACG